This is a messenger RNA of Anolis sagrei ordinatus, 2539 nucleotides long. RefSeq names its product zinc finger protein 436-like. Gene Ontology annotation, cellular component: nucleus. NCBI's taxonomy places the organism in Eukaryota, Metazoa, Chordata, Lepidosauria, Squamata, Anolidae. Gene Ontology annotation, molecular function: sequence-specific DNA binding; DNA-binding transcription factor activity, RNA polymerase II-specific. The record is from RefSeq and is a predicted model, not a curated record. Gene Ontology annotation, biological process: regulation of transcription by RNA polymerase II.
ACUGGAGAAGGAACGUGCGAUUGUCAAAUGCUCUUUCCUGAUAGGCUCUAUGUAUUAGGAUUUUGCAAUCCCCCAUCCAUAUAAAAAAUAAAUCCUGGCCUUAAGAUGAUGUAGAUGGAAGAAACGCCUGAAAACAGACCCUAUAUUCCUAAGGCUUCUGCUGCUGUAGGAAGAGAACAUUGUCUGCUGAAGCAACAGUGAUUAAUUUUCUUGAAAAAUGGAGACCUGGGUCAUGCAGCAUAGCCCAGAGAUUUGCGCCCAGGUUGUGGCCAUGGCGGAGGAUUUCCUGCUGAGGCAACAGGAGAAGGAGAGAUGGGAGCAAAAGGUGAUGAUUGAAAAUAUUUCUGACACGGAGCAGUCUCCAUCUGACACAGAAUGCAAACAGCACUUUAAGAAGGAGGAAGGGGAAGAUACAGUCUCACUUGGUGAUGAACAGUUGAGUGAGGAUGAAGAAGAAGAGGAAGAGGACGAGGACAACCUCAAUCUAGAAGAGUCAGAAUCAGAUGAGCUAUCUUUUGGAGGUGACAUAUCAUGGCGUGUUGCAGAAGCAUCUGGAAGUCACAAGAUCCCAGAUAUAAGGGAAGAUGGAAAGUACGCAGAGAAAAGAUUUGAUAGCUCUCUCCAAACAUAUGACAAAGGCCACUGGGAUCUGAAAGAACCCAGAGUCCAAGCAAGAAUCUAUAACUAUGGGGGAGUGAAGAUGUGCAUGGACUGUGGGAAAACCUUCAAGCAAAGUUCAAGCCUAUAUAGGCACCGGAGACUCCACACUGGAGAGAAACCAUACGGGUGUCCGGAGUGUGGCAGAAACUUCAGCCGCAAGUCGCACCUCAUUGCUCAUCAGAGGACCCAUACGGGGGAGAAGCCCUAUGACUGCAUGGAGUGUGGGAAGAGCUUCAGCCGGAAGUCACAUCUCACCACCCAUGGGAGGAUCCACACUGGGGAGAAGCCAUAUAAAUGUGGGGAGUGUGGAAAGUGUUUCAGCCAGAGUUCAGCCCUUGUGGCUCAUGAGAGGUCCCAUACUGGCGAAAAGCCAUUCACUUGUCCCGAUUGUGGGAAGACUUUUCACCGGAGAUCAGGUCUCUCAGCACACGAGAGAACGCACACGGGAGAAAAGCCAUACAGAUGCACGGAGUGUGGCAAAACUUUCAGCCAAAGCUCCGGCCUUUUGGCCCAUGAGAGAACCCAUACAGGAGAGAAGCCGUACAGGUGUAGCGAGUGUGGGAAAAGCUUCUGCGAGCGCACUGCCCUUGUCCGACAUUUGAGAACUCACACGGGGGAGAAGCCGUACACUUGUGCUGAGUGUGGAAAGAGCUUCAGCCAGAGUUCGGGCCUUUUGGCGCAUGAACGGACCCACACUGGGGAGAAACCUUACAAAUGCUCAGACUGUGGAAAAAGCUUUGGGCAUCGCUCUGACCUUCUCAGGCACCAGAGGAUUCUCAAAAGGGGGAAGCCAUAUAAAUGCUCAGAGUGUGGGAAAAGUUUUGGCCGUGGCUCCGACCUCCUCCAGCAUCAACAGAUCCAUACAGGGGAGAAGCCCUAUAAAUGUUCUCAUUGUGGGAAGUCUUUCAGCUGGCGGUCAAACCUGAUUAAACACGAGAGGAUCCACACAAGGGGGAAAACAUUGAGUGGUGUAGUCUGAGUGUGCAAACACCUGUCUUCAGAUAUAAAGCAGUCCAGGCAGAAGGGCCACUGUGCCAAAUAUUUAGACCAGGGAUCCUCAAACUUUUUAAACAGAGGGCCAGGUCACAGUCCUUCAAACUGUUGGAGGGCCGGAUUAUAAUUUGAAAAAAAAAAACAUGAACGAAUUCCUAUGCACGUUGCACAUAUAUUAUUUGUAGUGCAAAACACCCCUUGAAAUAAUACAAUAAUUAAAAUGAAGAACAGUUUUAACAAAUAUAAACUUAUUAGUAUUUCAACGGGAAGUGUGGGCCUGCUUUAGGCUGAUGAGAUAGGAUUGUUGUCAUUGUUGUGCGCUUUCAAGGCAUUUCAGACUUAGGUUGACCCUGAGUGAGGACCGGGUAAAUGACCUUGGAGGGCCGUAUCCAACCCAUGGGCCUUAGUUUGAGGACCCCUGAUUUAGACCAUGGAAAUUUUAACCACAGUCAGAAAUGACUACUUGCUGCUUGUCAGUAAACAGAACUGUUUGGGAGAGAUUUUCACCAAAAAAAAUGAUUUCAGGAGCAACUUCAGUUUUUACUUGUGUCAAUGGAGAAAACAUGUAUCCACUGUUUUUGUGAUUUUACAGUUGCAUCUCUCAUAUUGAUGGGUUCAACAUUAUUCACCGAUUUGAUUAAUGUGGUCUCUCUAGAAGACACUGUCCCAGGUACAAAUGGAUGUUAGACCAACAUGCCAUAGAACAAACCCAAUUAUUUAAGUACUUGGGAAUUGUUUUUAGUCAAACUCUUUCCUGGAAACAUCACAGCGAAGCAGUGAAGCUGAAAGCUCAGAAAACAGUAGGUGCCCUAAUGAAAUUCUUCUAUACACAAGGUGGCCAGCUGAUAGAACCUGCCCUUAAAAUUUUCAGCAGUCAAGUACUAGC